Molecule: messenger RNA, 1108 nt
Organism: Erythranthe guttata (spotted monkey flower)
Lineage: Eukaryota; Viridiplantae; Streptophyta; Magnoliopsida; Lamiales; Phrymaceae
Source: RefSeq, a predicted model, not a curated record
UGAAAACUUAAUCACAUGCCCCCCUUAAAUUCAUUGCCCUACAAUAUAAUUUAUUUUUCUCCAACUCUAUUUAUUCACAUCAAACACUUUAGCCACUCCCUCACAACUCCUCCUCCGAAACACGAUUUUCCGGAAAAAGAAAAAAGAUUAAUGAAUAAUUUGGCACUUUUAUUAGUGGGAAUUUUCUCAUUGGCUGAAUCUGCAUACGGGUAUUAUGGGGGCUGGAUCAAUGCUCAUGCCACCUUCUAUGGAGGAGGCGAUGCUUCUGGAACAAUGGGAGGGGCGUGUGGGUAUGGAAAUCUGUACAGCCAGGGUUAUGGGACAAACACAGCAGCAUUAAGCACAGCUUUGUUUACGAAUGGAUUAAGCUGUGGAGCUUGUUUCCAGUAAGUUUGUGCUAAUGACCCACAGUGGUGCCUACGUGGUAGGGUACCUUGCCGGAGAAGGGGUGGGAUUAGGUUCAGCAUCAAUGGGCACUCCUAUUUCAAUCUCGUACUCAUAACCAACGUCGGAGGCGCCGGCGAUGUAAACUCGGUGUACAUCAAAGGAUCAAGAACCACGUGGCAACCAAUGUCUAGAAACUGGGGGCAAAAUUGGCAAAGCAACUCUUACCUCAACGGACAAAGCCUUUCUUUCAAGGUCACCACGAGCGAUGGCAGAACACUCGUCUCGUACAACGUUGCCUCUCCGAACUGGUCGUUUGGUCAGACGUUCACCGGCGGUCAGUUUCGCUAAGGGAGUUAGUUAACCAUGGUUAAUGACACUCUAUAUAGCAUGUUGCAUUGCAUGCAUGCACCAAGAAUUGAUUAAUAUAUUAUUUAUAAGUUUAAAAUUGUAACUUAUAAUAAUAUUAUAAUACAUAUGAUCUAGUUUAGCUGGAAGUUAAUUCUUGGAUGAUACUAUAAAGGGAUUUUUUUUAAGGAGAGCCCCUUGUCCUUAAUUUGGACCAUUAGUAAUUUAAUUUCGAGCAAAUGUGUGUCUGUGUGUAAAAGUCAAUAUGAACAAUUCUUGUUUGUAAAGAAGAGAAUCUCAGAAUGAGAUUGUCUGAGAGAAAUUGUGUAAAAGUGGAUGGGCAAAUAUAUGUAUUAAGUUACUUAAUUACUCUCUC